CAGUAGUCUCUUGUUCUCCUCUUUGCUCUGGCGUUGUCCCUCUAUCUCUGUGAAUCCGAUUCACAUAGUGCCAGUGUGCCACAACGCUUGUCACCGGUUACCGAGGACUCGACGGGCGGCGCCUCUUCGUUCUUAUUAGUAACGCCCUAUUUGGAGUCUCCAUCCUGUAUCUACCCGAUUGGACUCGUCUACGGUCAUACAAAGCUGGGAGUGAACAUGGUAUUUGAUAUAUGCCUCUAGACUAUUGCAACUUUCAAUUUACUGAACAUGUCAUUCUUAAAAGAUCUUUGCUUUGAUUGUGAGGCCCAGUUUAUAUCACUGGUUUUACACAGCUCUUCAACAUUUUCAGAAAUUUUUAGCUACACGCCAUUAAGACAAUUAUUGCAAAUGUUCAUCGCAAUAAUGUUCUUCCAUGUUUCUGAGUAUUUUCUUGCAAUCGCCAUUCACGGGAAGUCAAAAGUAACUCUCAAGUCCCUUCUGAUCAGCAAAAACUAUGGAGUGGCCAUGGUCUUCUGCCUGUUAGAGUACCACGUCGAAAUAUACUUCUUUCCUCAGAUGAAGGAACAUUGGUGGAUAAACAAUCUGGGCCUGGCAAUGGUUGUUAUAGGUGAGAUCAUCAGGAAGCUAGCUAUUGUAACUGCCGGUCAGUCCUUUACUCAUCUCAUAAAAAUCUAUCACGAGGAACAUCACAAGCUAGUUACUCACGGAAUCUAUAGAUACAUACGCCAUCCCAGCUAUUGUGGGUUCUUGAUCUGGUCUGUUGGUACCCAAAUCAUGCUUUGCAACCCAAUUUCAACCAUUGCAUUUGCGAUAGUUGUCUGGCGAUUCUUCUACGAGAGGAUACCGUACGAGGAAUAUUUCUUGAGGCAGUUUUUCGGUAGUCAGUACGAAGAUUAUGCCGAAGAAGUUCCUUCUGGAGUUCCAUUUGUGAAGUGAUGCUCUUACAUUUUGUUAGUAAGACAUUUGACUUAUUGGUAACAUGUGGAUUGGCAAUGCUAGUUUUGUGAAAUGGCCAAAUAUCAUGUUUCCACUCUCAUAUGUUUCUCUCAUGGUUUAUGUUUUGUUUGAUGUUUUUCAUUCUAGAGAUGCUCUUACAACAUUUGUAGCCCGUUAUAAUGUUUCAAGUGUUUUGGACUCUUGGCCCCAUUAAUCAAAUACAUUUUUUGUACC
Molecule: messenger RNA, 1170 nt
Organism: Ipomoea triloba (trilobed morning glory)
Lineage: Eukaryota; Viridiplantae; Streptophyta; Magnoliopsida; Solanales; Convolvulaceae
Product: protein-S-isoprenylcysteine O-methyltransferase B-like
Exons: 4
Coding region: 268-936 (222 amino acids)
Biological process (GO): C-terminal protein methylation
Cellular component (GO): membrane; endoplasmic reticulum
Molecular function (GO): protein C-terminal S-isoprenylcysteine carboxyl O-methyltransferase activity
Source: RefSeq, a predicted model, not a curated record